AUGGGAAAACCUCAGGAAAAAUCACUCCUAAGUGAUGAAAAAUAUAAAUAUGAAAAGGAGGAAAAAACUGAAGACUGUAAUUUCUGGGAAAGUGAAAUCAAUCAUGUAAAAAAAUGCAGUAAAGUCGAAGGAAAAGAUGUUUCAUACUAUGGAACGAAAAAUAUAUUCGGAUUUCUGUUCUUUCAUUGGAUUACCAAGUGGAUUAGAAUUCUCUCAAAGAAGUAUUUGGAGCCAUAUAAGUUACACCCGUUGCCAAUAUCGGAUCAAAUACUAUACUGGCAACCAAUCUUUUCCAAACAUGUAAGUGAUUCAUUGAUUGAAUUGGAAAUGGAGGAAUUUGAGAGAAAUCAAUUGGGAAAAAAUAAGAAGAAACAAAAACCCAAGAAACUUAUUAUUUUCAGAGCUAUUCUGUUCACAUUCUGGAAAAGAAUAUUACUUGCAACAAUAGGCAUGAUUUCAAUGAAUAUCUUGAGUAUGAGUAUCGCAAUUUUGUUGAGUAAAUUGAUUAAAUUGAUGAUAUCAGAAGUUUUCAAUUACGGCCCUAUAUUCGGACUGAUUCUGGUGAUAAUAGUGCUGGAACUAUCCAAAGGCAUUUGUAUAGACCAUGUAACCUUUUAUAUCCAAAGAUUAAUAGUUAUGGUUGACUAUUCACUGGGAAUUACAAUAUUCCACCAUGGUCUGUGCCUUAGAAGAAACUAUUCAAACAAUGAUUCAUCAAAAUAUACAUGUAAUAAUGUGUUACAUAGUUGUUCUCCAGAUUCAAGCUGUUCCAAAAACCCUAUGCUGUGUUCAGCGAGACGACAUAAAAAUUUAGAUACCACACCCAAAAUGUACUCGUAUAAAUUUGUAGACUGUUAUUAUGUAACAUUAAUAUUUGAUAACCUGACAGAUAUCGUCAACUUCCUAACCAAUUUCAUAUAUGGAAUCAUACUAAUCCAUGUGCAAAUGAAAAUUAAAAUAUUCAAAGUCUCUAUAAUCUCAGUGUCACUUGUUAUAUUCAUGAUAUUUGUGGAAAUAUUCAAUAGCUUCCUCCUAAAAUUCUAUUACGCACUGAGGGACCAUAGAAUUAGCAAAUCGUACGAAAUCAUAACAAACUUCAAAAUAAUCAGAACACUCGUAAUGGAGGAUAUCGCAGAAAACAUGAUCACAGAUGUCAGAAACGAUGAGCUAGUCUUUAUAACAUACCGAUUUUUCCUAUCGCUAGUAAAUAAAGUCUUGUACAUAAUAAUAGUAUCAUGUGCACUCAUGAUCAUAAUUAAUGACUUUGUAGAGCAGCUUAAAAAUACAACAGAUUUAAAGGAGAUUGAUUCUUCCUCAAUAAUAACACUACUGUUCAUAUUACUCAAAAUUAUAGACCCAAUGUUUAUGUUACCACUCACACUAAGAAUGUUGAUCCUUGUUAUUAAUUCAUAUAAUCGCAUAGAAUUCUUCAUCAGAACUUGUUCCCCAAACUAUUAUCAAUCAGAUAAGUUUUUAGUUGACCCCAAUCUCAAAAACAAACUCUUGUCAAAUCGCACUAUUUAUUUAAAACAACGCCAGCUAAGUUAUUCAAAUUUUAAAAUCCCGGAACAGAAGAGAGACUCACUCUCUGAUGACUCUGUGAUAAAGUUUGAAAACGCCUCUUUCAGUUGGGUUUUUAGCAGAGAAGAUCUCACUAAUGAUAAUAAUGAGGUUCAUUUGAAGAAUGUUAACUUCCAGCUUAAGAGGGGUGAAAUUGCAAUAAUCACAGGUACUCAAGGCUGUGGUAAAUCUAACUUUAUCAAGUCAGUACUGGGUGAAAUGACACUGGUCAAUGGUUCAAUGGCUGUAAAACCAUUAAGUAAAUCAAUGCCUAUAUUCUAUGCAUCACAGGAUGUAUGGUUAAAAAGAGGAACCAUUAGAUCAAACAUAAUAUUUGGACAUAGAUUUGAUGAAGAAAUAUAUAACUCAGUCAUCAAAGCAGUUGAACUCGAGACUGAUAUAUCGAGCUGGCAAGAAGAAGAUUUACGUACUAUUCUUGAUGGUGGAUUCGAACUUAGUGGUGGACAACGUGUGAGAGUGGAGCUUGCAAGAGCAGUCUAUGCAUAUAUGAUUUAUAGCAAAAUGACAAAAGAACAGUCUAAAAUACUUUCAUUCCUAAUGUGCCUAGAUUCAGUAUUUUUAGGCUUAGAUCCAUUUGUAGGAGGCAACAUAUUUAACAAUUUGUUCAAUUCUAAAAAUGGUUUGUUGCGUAAACCAGACCUGUCAGUAGUACUUACGGCAACCAAAAGGUUAUUGGAAACCUGCUUGUCAACAUCAAACCCGAAUAAUUUUGGAGAUGUUAAAAUCUACAUGAUUUUCAAUAGAAAACUUAUUCUAAAGUCUAAUUUAAGAACAUUUAUACUUAAAUUUAAUACAAAUGGUAGUGGUGGUGGUACUGAUGGUACAACCCAAAAUUUGACUAGAGAAAGUAAAGAAGAAUGGGAAAUGGAGGAUAACAAUGACAAUGAUGAAAAUGUCAUGGAAAGUGGUAUGAUGGAGUUGUAUAAAAACUGUAAAUCAGUGGAUUUUCAAAGAGUACCACGUAGAACAGUAGUUAGAGACCAAUAUGACGAUAAAAGUGGAUAUGGAUCACACAAAUUUGAUAGUAAGAUAACCAUCAAAAGUAUAGUAUUGAAGCCACUCUUGAUGUACAUAAGCUCUACAGGGUACACAUUCUUCGCCUUUUUGUUCUUCCUGAUAUCCUUCACAAUUCUAGACAACGUUAGGUAUGUCUUUGCAUCGAAGCUAUCAAACUUUGUUAACGAUCACCUCAAAAACUUGGAGAACUUUGUGGAUGAUAAAGAAAAGUGUGAUUCUGUCCACUCACUUAUCAAGGAAUAUAGCACUAAGUCCCUGACACUGAUUUCGUACGUAUCUAUCUUUGUGAUCAUCGCCUCAGUUUCAGUGGUCGUUUCAAUGACAAUAGUAUCACUCAAAGCAUCACUAAACAUCCAUGAAUACUCACUCGACUCUGCACUGUACAAACCCUCAGCCAAAAUUAAAAUAAAGAGAUAUAUAUCAGACGUAUUCACGUUUUUGUCCUGUGAUACACUGUACAUUGACCUUACAAUUGGUUAUUAUCUGUUCGAAUCGUUCAUCAUAGUAGUUGAAACGGUCAUUCACAUGAUCAUGCUGGUUUAUUUGUUACCCACUUCCGUGCUUUUUGUACUGGUAGCAAUGGUUUUUAUAAUCAAAUUCCCAGUAUUCUCAUUUCUAAAGGGACUCUCGAACAUAAGGUUUGCAUACAUGGCCUCAACAAAUAGACUAAAUUGCGUAUUAAAUGACACGAUUUCAGGUUCAAUUGUCUAUCGCAGUUAUAGAAAGGAAACAGAAUUGGUAACGGAGUUUGUGGAACAUGCAGACUACAAUGCUAGAUCAAGGUUUAUGGAAAGAGCAGUUUUUACAUGGACAUCCAUUAUGUGUAGAUGUAUCUUCUCGGUGAUGAUUUUCUUGAUUAUUCUGACACCAAUAACCAUUUCCAAAUUUGUAGAAUAUGAAAUUAAAAUUGGAUACUACGGAUUGGCAUUCUCACUCUCACUCAAUGUGACAAACAGAUUCUCAAAACUACUCAGACUAUUCACUAAAUUGCAGCUGUACCUAUGCUCAGUAAUCAGGUUCGCCAAUUUCAUACCAGAAGACGAAAAGUUGGAAUUUAAGCCACCUAAAAAUAUAUAUGUGGAGGGUAUAACAAUUAAUAAUGUCUCUAGUAAAAAUGGUAAUAAUCCAUCUGAAAAUCAAAAAUCAUCAAAGAUUAACGCACUGGAAGUUUCAGAUUUUUUUGACUCAGUUCCUGAUACAAGAAAUACUUCUGAUGAACAGAACUUUGUUAAUUACAAUACAAAUACCAUAACUUUUACGAAUGUGGAUAAUGAAUUAUUUGAAUCUAAAGAUCCUAAUAGAAUCAAACUCAAGUAUCUUUCCAGAAGAAGAAAAGAGUUUUAUUCAUUGAGAAAUAAAAUGUCUUUUCGAAGUUUAUUUUUUAAACCAAAAAUUAACAUUUAUGACAUUUCUGACUACAUGGAUCCGAUUCAUAAGUUCAUAAGAUUAGAAGAUGUGUUUGUAUUAUCCAAGUCACAUGAUAGCUUAUCACAUAAAGUCAAACCAAAUGAUAAGCUAGAUAAUGAAUUGGAACAAGUUAAAACAGAUGAAUCGACUUGUGUAAAUGACUUGGAAAUGAUUGAAAUUAGUAACACAGUGGAUAACAUUGACAAUUUUCAAAAAAGUGAACUGAAAAAAAGGUUUUUGUUAUUUAACAUCAACUCCAGUGCUCAGCGUUCUGACAUUAUCGGAAUCAUUGGCAGAACUGGAGCUGGUAAGACAACUCUAUUAUCUCUUUUAGUCAACUUUCCACAUGUAAGAAAGGGUUCCGUUUUACUAGAUGGAGUUGAUGUUGAUCAUUUGCCAAGAGAUAUUAUGCGAUUAAUUAUUGGUGUACUUCCUCAGCUUCCAUUUGUUUUCAAAGGUUGGACUAUUAGAAGGUUCUUGGAUCCAAGGAGACUAUUUAGUGAUGAUGAGAUUAAUGAGGCUCUGGAUAAUUGUGGUCUUCUUGAGUUUGUUAACAAAUUAUCAGACUGCCCACUAGAUCUCGUUAUUUUCCCCGAUUACUACCAUAAGGAUAUUCCAAAAUAUCUGAAGAAAGUUUAUUAUCCGAAUCUAUUCACAUGUAGAAGAUCAUCAAUAUUUGGAACCAGAUUCAGGUUAUCAAAGACAAUAAACGAAAGUGUAGACUUCGAUAUGGUUCUAUCAAACACACAAAUGAGGACACUCAUGUUCUCUAGACUAAUGUUAUAUAGAAAUUUCUAUAGGAUGAUAGUAAUUGAUGAACCACCAUCUGAUAAUUGUUCUGAUGACCAAAUGACGCCCAUUUCAGGAGUCACUCCAAGAUCCUCAAUAUCAUUUGAACCUCUACAAGAAACCACAAAUCAAAUUGGCAUUCCCAUCUAUAAACUCCUUAGCCAGUAUUUCAAACACUGUACAAGUUUCAUAGCUGCACAUGACGUAAACGCACUCAAGUCUUGCACUAAACUGUGGAUACUCAAUAACGGGAAACUAGUAAUGACUUGCGACAAGGAACAAAUGCUACAGGAUGAAUCGUUAUCUAAAAUGAUCCAAGAAUCAAUGGAAAACUGA
Theileria annulata is the source of this 5130-nucleotide messenger RNA. Its product is annotated as (subtelomeric) ABC-transporter protein family member, putative. Lineage: Eukaryota; Apicomplexa; Aconoidasida; Piroplasmida; Theileriidae. The coding region runs from base 1 to 5130 and encodes 1709 amino acids. Gene Ontology annotation, molecular function: ATP binding; ABC-type transporter activity; ATP hydrolysis activity. The record is from RefSeq and is a predicted model, not a curated record. The transcript has a single exon. Gene Ontology annotation, cellular component: cytosol; apical plasma membrane; plasma membrane. Gene Ontology annotation, biological process: chloride transmembrane transport; bicarbonate transport.